AUGAUGAGAGAUGUUCAAAAUCCUGAACCUGAAAAUAAAGAACCUAGAAGGCGAUCAAGAAGGAUCAAUGUAGCUCCAACCCUGCUUUAUUAUUACAGACCCUGGAAAAGAGGUGUAACAUUGCUAGAGUUUGUGCAGAACAAGAAGAAAAUAAUUGACAUUGAAAAUAUGUUGCCAAUGGUCUUUGAUGUUCUCAAACGAUGUUUGGAAUUUGAUACAAGCUCCAUUGAAUACACCAAACAACUAUUAUUAUCAUGCAUCCUGCAUUGUUGCAACAAAAUAUUUCAGAUGCGCGAUAUCAAAGAAUUGCCUGAUAAUAUUUUCAAUAUUGAAUUAGUUGUACAGUGCAUCAGGCUACAUCAAUCCUCAACACAUCACCAUGCAUUAAUGCUUUUGUGUCAAAUGGCCGAGAUUGUACCAGAUCAAGUAUUACAUAAUAUGAUGGCAAUUUUCACAUUUAUGGGUUCUUCGGUUUUACGUCAUGAUGAUGCUUAUAGUUUCCAAAUUAUAACAAAACUAAUUGAAAGUGUUAUUCCCAACUACUGUAACUUUGGAGAAAAACAUUAUUCCGUUACUGCAGUUUUUGUUGGAGUUCUAUUGGAUAUACCAGAACACAGAAGAAUACCUUUAUUUAAAAAAUUAAUUGAUACUUUAGGUGCAGAACAUUUUCUCUGGUUGUUCCUUGGCUUAGUUUUUGAGUCUCAAGUUUUGCACGAAGAGAAUAAUAAAGAUAAGACAUCACAAAGGCGUUUGGAUAUUGCCAGCACACUAACAAGAGAAUAUGCACCAAAUGUUAUAAUUCAAAGUUGUAACAAAUUACUUAUUUAUGUAAAACUUUACCCAUUGAUAAAGACAGCCAUAGACCAGGGUCCAUGGAUAAUACUUUAUAUUCAAUUACAAUGUUCAUACACCAAACAAUUAAGGCAUUUCAAAUACACUUUGAUAACUUUCAUAAGUGGUUUGAUCUCUUCACCCACUUUUCAUGAAUACAUAGCUGUCCUGAAGGAAGCAGAGAUGUCUAAACUAGAAAGUUUAUAUAAAACUAUGAUAGUUAACACAUUGACUUUCAUACAAUUAUUGUCAAAAUGUGAUAAAAGCAUGGGAACACCACAAGCCAAGUAUUGGAAAGUCAUGCUUCAUCAUGCUUAUGACAUUUUGGAUAGCGUGAACGGUCUGCUUUCAGCUGAUAUGUUCUUGUUAGUGACUAAGGGAUUGAUGUCUCACAAUUUAGCUACAGUUCGGCGCAAAGCUAUGGAGUUAAUAAAUAGGAUACAACAUAAUAUAACAUUCUUUGAUAAUUGCAACAAAGAAACCUUAUUUGGAGUAUUGGAGCCUCUGACUAAAGUUAUUGAAACUAUAAGUGAGCAAACUGAUGAAAAUACUAAUGUUUUGGAAAUAGAAAUGAAUCAACAAACAGCAUUACUAGCAAUGAAACUGUUAUCAAAGUUAUUAGGACCUGUACAACCAUUAAAAUUCAAGCCAAUAUUAUCUCUCGUUACUGGGUAUACUGCACAACCAAAUAAUAUUCAGCAAAAUGUUUUAUCAUCAGUUGUUUUAUGCUUAGCUGAGUUAUGUAACAAUUUGGGUUCAAAUGCUAUUGAAAAUAUACCUACAAUUAUGCCAGCUUUGAUAAAUAUACUAAAAUCACAAAACAGUGCUGAAACUGUAGAUCUUUUAUUAUUGAGUACUAUUACUGCAUUGCAGAAAAUAGUUGAAUGCUUAGCACUAUUUUUGAGUCCAUACAUAGAAAAAAUAAUGUAUGAACUGGCUCUUCUAAAAUGUAAAUUUAAUGAAGAAAAUCAACAUUCUUCACUUCAUGCUAAAUUGAAAACUAUAUCAGGCAAAAUAUCUAGUGCAUUGGCUCCUCGUGUUUUAAUACCUGCAGUUAAGGAAAGUUACUUAAAAUUGAUCAAAAAGCGCAAUUAUAAUGCUGUAGCAUUUGUUAUGAACACACUUUCAGAAAGUUUUGUAAAUAUAUCAAAUGCUGAUUUUUCAGCACAUCAAAUAGACUUGACGAACUUCUUUUUGGAAGCUUUACAGUUUAGAAGUGACAUUGUUGAGGACAACAUUACAGAAACUGAGAUUGAAGCUGUUGAAAGUCACAUUUUCAAUGCAUUUGUAUCUUUGGUUCUUAAAUUAUCUGAAUCUUCAUUCAAGCCUUUGUAUUAUAGGCUUUUUGACUGGGCUGCUACUAGCAGUUCUAAUAAAAACCGUUCAAUAACCUUUUAUCGAUUAUCAAAUAAUAUAGCAGAAAGCUUAAAAGGUUUAUUUGUUCUAUUCGCUGGUUGUUUCAUAAACAAUGCAUGUGUGUUAUUAGAUAGCUGCAAUAUAAUAAAGACUGACAAACUGUAUUUUGAUGAACCAGAAAAAUGUAUAAUUCUAGUUGAAAGCAUUAUGAAAACCUUGUAUUCCGUAUUUUUAUACGACAGCCAGAAUUUCAUUAAUAAAGAGAAAUUUGAAAUAAUAAUGCAACCAUUAGUUGAUCAAUUAGAAAAUAACUUAGGCAAUCUCACAGAAUUGAGAGAAAGGGCAAAAAGAAUUGUAAUACCUUGCAUUGCACAGCUUGCUGUUGCUUGUGGCGAUGAUUCAUUAUGGAAACAGUUGAAUUAUCAAGUAUUAUUGAAAACUAGACAUUCUUCUUCAGAAAUCAGAUUAUGUGGUCUGGAUGCCACUUGUGAAAUAGCCCAAAAAGUUGGAGAAGAUUUCUUACCUUUGUUGCCAGAGACAAUUCCAUUCUUAGCUGAACUUUUAGAAGACGAGGAUACAGAAAUUGAAUCAAGUUGUCAGAAAGCUAUACAACAAUUAGAAGUUUCAAUUGGUGAAACACUGCAAAAAUAUUUUUAAAUAAAUUAUGAAAUUGAAAGAGAAGUAAGUGUUCUAUUACAGCACUUACCAUGCAAGUUGAUGCUUGAAGUAUAUUUUUGAAUUGUAAAUAUAUUUAAUA
Molecule: messenger RNA, 2944 nt
Organism: Ctenocephalides felis (cat flea)
Lineage: Eukaryota; Metazoa; Arthropoda; Insecta; Siphonaptera; Pulicidae
Product: HEAT repeat-containing protein 1-like
Biological process (GO): maturation of SSU-rRNA from tricistronic rRNA transcript (SSU-rRNA, 5.8S rRNA, LSU-rRNA); positive regulation of transcription by RNA polymerase I
Cellular component (GO): small-subunit processome; t-UTP complex; 90S preribosome
Molecular function (GO): snoRNA binding
Source: RefSeq, a predicted model, not a curated record